AAGCGAUCAGUCGUAGCUCCGUGCUCAACGAAUAAACAUUAUAAUCGCUGGUAUCGAAUCUCGUUUACAGUGAAACGGAAAGGUGCGAUCGCGUGAUUUUUUAUGUACAUAAAUCUGCCAGACAUAUACGCAUACGUGUGAUUCGUUCAAGGCUGAAUCUUGAGCAGCAUUGAGGGUGCGAAACCUGCAUCAAAAUAUUCAACAACGAUUCGACUGUGCGAAAAUUGUUCGUUCCACUGUGAGAAGGCAUGUUUGCUAAAUUGUGAAAUAAAGGAAAGUGAUUUUCUCUCAAGUGAAGGAAUGUGGUAGAUUGGAUUAAAACACUACUGGUGCAGAGAGUUUUUCGUUAAAAGCAGCUUGAAUUGCAAAAUUUACCCACAGCAAGGAAGUAAUGAAGGCAACAUGAAUAUUCUGGGACAACCAAUGGCAUUAUUGCUACUGCUGCUGGCGUUUGAUGCGGCAUCAUAUGCAAAUGCGUUCAUCGUACCAGAGGAGUUACCUUCCAUUCUCUCCUUAGUCUACUCCAAUAUUCCACCGAUCAAGAAAGGAACGGACUCUCGGCUUGGAUUUGGCUUCCGAUUGGGUGAUCAUGCCGACUUCCAGGUGCAGUUCGAAAUCGGACCACAGCAGAGAACCAGAGCGAUAGGUACCACAUCCGGCAACAGCAAACGUAAUGUGGACAGCGACGAUUAUCAACAGUUCACGAGGAAACAACAGCAGAACAACAAUGACGGCAGGACGUGGAUUCACACAUGGUCCAAGGAAACCAAGAAGAAGCAACAGUUCAACAAAGAGAAACAUCGCGAUGCGCUUGCAACGUCUUCCGAGAUGCCGGCAUCACCAAUGAUUGACAAAGCGGCGUACAAUCAGCUGCAGCAGCUUUUCGAUAUGAACAAACCGAAAGAAGAUACGCAGGGAACGAUUCUCGCCGUCGAUUUAGACUCUACCCAAAGUGGUUCUGAGGUUCCAUUCAAACCGAUGCCACCCGAAACAGAUGCCAAUGAGGUGGAGACCGUGGUCAGUUUUAAACCACUUCCGAAAGAAACGAUGGCUGAUAAACCGGCAGACGAAAGUAGCACCAGAAAACCAUCAAGAAGCAGAAAUAACCCGAGUGCUGUCAGAAAACGGGAGAAAGACAAGAUAUCGGUGGAUUUGGCUGAUGUGUCCCUGGAUUAGGUUGGAUGAAAAUGUGAAUGAGUGAGUCGUGCUAACAAAUGUAAAUACUGGUGUUCAGGAUGUGAUAAUUAUUAUUUAUUUUAUUACUGAAAAACAAACACGAAAGCAGGUUGGUUAUAUUGGGAGAAAAUUGUGAAUAAUCUGCAAUUAGGAAAGAGGACAAUCAAUCUGGGACUAAUGGCUUUAA
Toxorhynchites rutilus septentrionalis is the source of this 1363-nucleotide messenger RNA. RefSeq lists its product as uncharacterized. NCBI's taxonomy places the organism in Eukaryota, Metazoa, Arthropoda, Insecta, Diptera, Culicidae. The record is from RefSeq and is a predicted model, not a curated record. The coding region runs from base 403 to 1176 and encodes 257 amino acids. The transcript is spliced from 5 exons.